UAAAAACGUGUAAUUCUCCACGCUGGCGUGCGGUAGCCAUAUGUGAACCACAUUUCGCUAAUUUUAAUUUAUACAAAAUAAGUCUCAAAAUGGCACAGUUUGAUUUAACGUCCCGCAUGGGACAAUAUCUGGAUCGGCAUUUGGUGUUCCCUUUGUUGGAAUUCUUGUCCGCGAAAGAGAUUUACGAUGAAACGGAACUACUGAAAGCCAAAUUGGACAUUCUCAGUAAAACCAACAUGAUCGAUUAUGCCAUCGAUAUCAGAAAGCAGUUGUACCCAAACGAAGAAGUUCCUGAAGAUUUGAAGCAAAGGCGUGUUCAUGUUGUAGCACAACUUCAAGAACUUCAGCAAGAAGUACAGCCAAUUUUAAAAAUUAUGGCGGAUGAUGAAGUCAUGAAAAACAUGGAGAAUAUGAGGGAUUCCAAAACCUUGAUCAACUUUCUAGCAAAGGACUAUAAAUUUGAAAUCGAGAUGAUUGAAUCUCUGCACAAGCUCGCCAAAUACAGAUAUGAAUGUGGCAACUAUUCCGUAUCAACGUCCUACCUGUACUUCUGCAUGCUAGUGUUACCACCUAGUGACAAAAAUUACUUGAGCGUCCUUUGGGGGAAAUUUGCCUCAGAAAUUUUAGUCCAGAAUUGGGACUCAGCGUUGGAAGACUUGAACAAGUUGCGCGAAUAUAUAGACUCCAGCCCGAAUCAGUUUGGUGGAAACAGCCUCCAGUUGUUGCAACAACGAACGUGGUUGAUCCACUGGUCAUUGUUUGUCUUUUUCAAUCACGCAAUGGGUCGUGAAUUAAUUAUUGAAAUGUUUUUAUACCGACCACACUAUUUGAACGCGAUUCAAACAAUGUGCCCCCACAUUUUACGCUACUUAGCCACUGCAGUUAUUAUUAACAGAGUGCGUCGAUCGGCUCUGAAAGAUCUGGUAAAAGUAAUCCAACAAGAGAGUUACACCUACCGGGACCCCAUAACCGAAUUUUUGGAACACUUAUACGUCAAUUUUGACUUUGAUGGAGCGAGGCAGAAACUGCACGAAUGUCAGUCUGUCCUCUUUAACGAUUUCUUUUUGAUUUCGUGUUUAGAUGAGUUUGUUGAAAAUGCGCGUCUGAUGAUUUUCGAGACUUUCUGCAGAAUUCAUCAAUGUAUCAGUAUUGGAAUGUUGGCUGAGAAGUUAAACAUGAACCCCGAAGAAGCGGAAUGUUGGAUUGUUAAUUUGAUUAGAAAUGCUCGACUUGACGCUAAGAUUGACUCAAAAUUGGGGCACGUCGUCAUGGGAGCACAACCUCUUUCGCCGUACCAGCAGUUGAUUGAGAAAAUCGACACCCUAUCAGUUAGAUCAGAAACUUUAUGUGGGUUGAUUGAUAGAAAAUUGAAGGCAAGAACCGAUAUACGCUGGGGGAAUCAAGAUUUUUGAAGACGUUGUGGUUUUAUAAUAUUGUAAUAAUAAGUAAUGUAAUUAAAUAAAUACAAUAAACUUUGUAUGAGCUGGUAA
This is a messenger RNA of Zophobas morio, 1490 nucleotides long. RefSeq names its product eukaryotic translation initiation factor 3 subunit E (gene eIF3e). Bases 90 to 1412 code for a protein of 440 amino acids. Lineage: Eukaryota; Metazoa; Arthropoda; Insecta; Coleoptera; Tenebrionidae. The record is from RefSeq and is a predicted model, not a curated record. Gene Ontology annotation, cellular component: eukaryotic translation initiation factor 3 complex; cytoplasm; nucleus. Gene Ontology annotation, molecular function: translation initiation factor activity. The transcript is spliced from 4 exons. Gene Ontology annotation, biological process: translational initiation.